AUGGCAACUCAACAGGAGAAAAAGAGUUCCAAGAGCAGACACAAGAGCAAGGAGCCCACUCAUUCUCACAGUCAGGAGGUCCACAGCAAUGCUAAUCUAGCAGCAAUUAUAUAUGCAGAGGAUAUGCAGACCCCUAACUGCCUGAUAAAGAGAGAUGAAAAUGGUUACUCUGCAGUGGUAGCUGAUUUUGGCCUGGCUGAGAAGAUUCCUGAUGCUAGUACAGGGAGUGAGAAGCUGGCUGUAGUGGGCUCACCUUUCUGGAUGGCACCGGAGGUUCUCCGAGAUGAGCCUUAUAAUGAGAAGGCAGAUGUGUUCUCUUAUGGUAUCAUCCUCUGCGAGAUCAUCGCCCGCAUCCAAGCUGAUCCAGACUAUCUUCCUCGCACAGAGAAUUUCGGGCUGGAUUAUGAUGCUUUCCAGCACAUGGUGGGAGACUGCCCCCCAGAGUUUCUACAGCUCACCUUCAACUGCUGUAAUAUGGAUUCCAAACUGCGCCCAUCCUUUGAGGAGAUUGGAAAGACCCUGGAGGAAAUUAUUAGCCGCCUACAGGAAGAAGAGUUGGAAAGGGACAGGAAGCUGCAGCCCACAGCUAAAGGACUGUUGGAGAAAGUGCCUGGAGGGAAACGACUGAGUUCACUGGAUGACAAGAUUCCCCAUAAGUCUCCACGUCCAAGACGUACUAUCUGGCUGUCUCGAAGCCAGUCAGACAUUUUCUCUCGUAAGCCUCCACGUACAGUCAGUGUCUUGGACCCCUACUACCGGCCACGAGAUGGUGCUACACGUACUCCCAAAGUCAACCCUUUCAGUGCACGCCAGGACCUCAAGGGUGGCAAGAUCAAAUUCUUUGGCCUGCCCAGCAAAUCUGUCAUUUCCCUUGUGUUUGACCUGGAUGCACCAGAGCCUGGAACUAUGCCUCUAGCUGAUUGCCAGGAGUCUCUGGCUAUGUCUUCCAGACGGUGGCGUUCUUUGCCUGGUUCACCUGAGUUCUUGCGUCAGGCUUGUCCAUUUGUGGGCUGUGAAGAAUCACUAUCUGGUGGGCCUCCACCACGACUCAGUAGUCUCAAGUACAGAGUAAGAGAGAUCCCACUUCUGACACCAUUUUGUGGAGCACGGGGCAUCUCAGGUAAGGGUCCAAUGGCCCUCUCCAACCAGUUCUUCUGUGAAGGAAUAUCAACAGUCCACAAGUCUGACUGUGAUGAACUCUCACAACCUGACACAGUUGAUGAAGAUGAUGAAGAUGGUGAAUGA
Molecule: messenger RNA, 1245 nt
Organism: Mesocricetus auratus (golden hamster)
Lineage: Eukaryota; Metazoa; Chordata; Mammalia; Rodentia; Cricetidae
Product: dual specificity testis-specific protein kinase 2-like
Exons: 3
Coding region: 1-1245 (414 amino acids)
Biological process (GO): protein phosphorylation; actin cytoskeleton organization
Cellular component (GO): cytoplasm; nucleus
Molecular function (GO): protein serine/threonine kinase activity; ATP binding
Source: RefSeq, a predicted model, not a curated record